UACAUACACAAACUUACGGCCAUAUUGGUUUUGUGCUUCGUGUUCAGGCUGGUGAAAAAAGUAUUUUAACAAAUAGAUCGAGAUAGAAUGGCAGACACACUAAAAUUUGGUCCAGAGUGGCUUCGUGCCUUGUCAGAUGGAAACAAUGUUGGAACACCUCCCCCUUCCCCGGGGUUCGGAAAGUAUAAACUGGCAGAGCAUCGCUACGGUCGGGAGGAGAUGCUGGCCUUAUUUAAUCCUGACAUAGACCCACCUGAGGAAAUCAAGAAAUUGACCCCUGUAUAUGUCGAGAAAAAACAGCAACCACUUGCUUUAGUACCAUUAUCUGAAGAGGAACAGAGAAUAUUGUCCCAGUCUGUAAACAGUAUAGCAGUAUUACGAAUGUUUGGUCGAGGUGGACCCCCAGGGAUUCGAGGGUCGAGGGGAGGAGGACCAGACAGGGGAAGGGGCAGAGGGAGAGGCAGGGGCGAAUACAUGCAGAGGGGUAUGUCUUACGAGGAGACAGGUGGGGGGUUUGGUCGUCCUCCAUCACACAACAGAAAUGAUGGAUGGGAAGAAGUUGGUGCAAAACGAAAUUACAGCACGAAUCGUUAUGAGGAUGGGUCAGGGGGUCCCCCAAAACGUGAAUUUAAUCGUUCUUUGAGCAGUGAGAACUGGAGGGACCGGGGCGGCAAUGAAGAGGAGGAGGAGGAAGGAGACUGGAGAAGAGCAGGGGGAUCCAAGUGGAAUUCAAGAGGAAGUUGGAGAGACCCAUCAGCUAGAGGAGGAUUUGACCCAGAUAGGCGACAGAAUGGGAUUCACAGGGGAGGAUUUGAUAGGGGAGGACGGUCAUACCAACGGUCGCGCAACAGUGAAUCAUGGGACGAUGAUGAAAUUUUACCUGAGUGGAGCAUGCCUGAUUCAGACGAUGUGGAAGAAUUGGGGACGUUUGAUUCGAGUGGAGCAUUUGUGUCAACAAAGCCUGAAGAUUUAAGUAAUAAAGACAAUCAGACAAAGGAAAACAGUGCUAAAUCUCCACUACCAGACAGAAAUCCUCCAGGCAACGACAAACGGGAGUCAAAAGAAUCAUCUAAACUGUCGGACAAGGUAGUAAACAAUGUGCCCCCUGCUAAACAAGACAAGAUGUCAGAGAAUAAAACUGUGAUAACGAACAAUAAGGUGGAACCACCACAAAACAAACCAAAGAAGGAAGAACCCAAAACACAUAAAAGUGACAAAUCGGAACUACAAAAUAGUGCUCAAAAUUCUGGUGGUGAUAUCAAAAAACAAAGUGCUACUCCCAACCCAGGUUCCACGAAAGGUGCCAAAAGAGAAACGAAGAGAGAAGAGAAACCCAAGGAUCACCCAGCACCUCCAUCGAAGAAAGGGGCUACCGUGUCGGAAGUGGAAAGGGAAGCGCUGGAUCGGUUGCAAGAUACAGCGGAAAACAUGGUUCUGGCCGCCAUGACAGCAGAGGAAGAAGAAAGGGAGAUGAAGAAUGAUCCAGUGCCCCCAACAGUACCCCAGACUGUUCCUAGUGUAGCGGUACCACUGGACCAUGAGAAUUCACAAAAGUGGUUUUACAGGGAUCCUCAGGGGGAUACACAAGGUCCAUUUGCAUCCAAUGAAAUGGCAGAAUGGUUCAGUGCUGGUUAUUUUACUAUGGAUCUAUAUGUUAGAAGGGGAUGUGAUGACAAAUUUUCCCCAUUAGGUGAACUCAUCAAGCGUUGGGGUCGUGUUCCUUUCCUGCCGGGACCUGCUGCCCCACCUUUACUGAACGUGGCCCCUAGUAGUCAGCCGAGUCUGGAACAGAUGCAGCAUCUCCAGCAACAGGAGCAGUUGAAGGCCCUGCACGCUCAAUAUCUUCUACAACAACAGGUCAUGCAGCAACAGCUCCUAAGACAGAUCCAGAUGCAGCAGAUUCAACAGGUGAUGCAGCACAUGCAGGAGAAUGAACAGUAUAAGAAUCUGAGUCCAACUCAACAAAAACAGAUUGCCAUGCAGUUGAUGAAACAGGCCCAACCAGUCAUGUUACCGAUGCAGUCCGUCUCAAAACUUUCACCUAGAUCACCACCAACAGAGGCAGCCUCAUUAAGCGAUCACCCACCCACCUCAUCUAGUCACCCCACAUUUCAUCGAUCCAUGUCUCAGCCCAGUGAAUUACACACAGAGGAUGGCUCCAUCUGGGGCGGGGCUCAGGCAGUACCCCCAGGGACCAGUCCCAAUAAUGUGUGGGAUGUGAGUCAACAACAUUCACGAUCUGCUCCAGACUUGGAACUAGAAAGAGCUAGAAAGGAAAAGGAGGAAGUGGAGUUGCUGAGAAAGAGACAGGAAGAGGAAGUGAAGCGUAAACAAGAAGAAGUGAAACGUAAACAGGAGGAGUUCAUGAAACAGCAAGAGGACUUGCGUAAACAGCAACUAGAAAUCCAGAGACAGAAGGAGGAGAUGGAGAGACAACGAGAAGAACUGGAGAGACAGAAAAUCCUGGAACUACAGAAACUUGAAGAAAACCGACGGAAAGAGGAUGAAGUCAGGAGGAGACAGGAGGAAGAGGAGAGAGUUAAACAACAGAGAGAGGAGGAACAGAGGAAGCAGAGGGUGGAGGAACAGAGGAAAAAAGAGGAGGAAAUGAGGCAAAGAGAGUUGAAGAGACAGGAGGAGCUACAGAGACAUCAACAGGAAAUGUUACGGCAACAGGAACAGAGGAAACGAGAGCUAGAAGAAUUAGAAAAACAAAAACAACUGGAGGUUCAGCGACGUCAGGAACAGCAAAGACAACAACAGGAAGCCUUGAAGAAACUCCAGCAGGAACAACUUGCCAACAUUCAGUUGCCCUCUCAUGCUCAGUGGGGAAGUCAGCCUGUCACCCAAUCUCCACAAAAGACCAGGUCGCUGUUAGAGAUACAGGAACAGGAAGAGAGGGAACGACGGGAAAAAGAGGAGAUACAGAGGAGACUGGAAAAUGAACGCCAACAGCUGAUUGCCAUACAACAACAACAACAGCAACAAAAGUCAUGGUCCAGUCAAAUUUUGCUAGAGACAGUCAGAUUUCCAAGCCAGCAACAGAGUACAAAAACAUUAAUAGAAAUCCAGGAAGAACAGAGACAGCUGGAGGAGGACAAACAACGAAAACAACAGCAGAGUCAGGCCAAGCAAAACUUGAGUCUCGGGGCAGCCAGUGCUUGGGGAGGGGGUGUAACAUCCUCCUCUCACUGGGCCAGUGAGGGGGCGUGGGGGAAUGCCACCCGUCAAUCAUCCAUGGCUAACAGCAGUGCCAGUAACGGAGCUGGCUCACUUGGAUUCUGGGAUGAUGCUAUUAUAUCCUCUAAACGAGCAACCAAACAAAGUAAUCAGGGAGGAGUAACUACUGAGUUUCCCACCUUAAAGGGACAGCCUCAGCAGAAAGCUCCGCCCACAACACAGUCUAAUAAAGGAAAACCCUCGAAACGAGGCAAAGAGGAGGAAGCAGUCCAGAGAUUGUUUCAGGGAAGUGGGCCAGGGGAUGAUUUUUCUCAAUGGUGUGACAAGGCCCUGAAGGCUCUCAAUACAUCAGUAGACAUUCCUACUUUUGUGGCAUUUUUGAAAGAAGUGGAAUCCCCUUAUGAGGUAUACGACUAUGUGCGAGUGUAUGUUGGGGAAUCCAAAGGUGCACAGGACUUUGCUAAACAAUUUCUGGAGAAACGGAGCCAGAGACGCAACAAAGCAAGGCAGCCAGUGGAGGGGGUAAUAAUGAAAGUGAAAACCGAAUGAAGCUCCGAUACAAUGUCAGUUUGAAGAGGUGAUUUCAUUGCUCUAUGUUAUCGUUUCAUAGGACAGUAUUUGGGGCCCCGCCCCCGCACGAGAUUUCCGUCAAUCCAGCGGAAACCAGUACAGCGAAUCAGACUCGCAGAAAGCCAAAGGAAAGAAGAAAAAGAAGAUGCAGAAAAUCGACAGCAGCAUUCUGGGAUUUACCUGUGCUGCUGACCCCGAUCGUAUCAACGUUGGUGAAAUCGAGGCCGAUGGCACACCCAAGUGAGAUGUUCUGUCAGGGAAUUAUGGGGAAAAUCGGCAACAGAAAUUGUGUAAUAUUUUAUGGUGACAACAAUUUCUUUAAUUUGUGAGAAUCUGGUGGUAGUUUGACAUUAUUGGCUUUUAAUGCGCUGUACUGGGUAUGUCAUAACGAAGUGAUUGGGGCCCAGAGGUCAAGCAGUCAGUCCCCGAUACAGCAACCAGAUACUGACCACUGGUCACAAUUCUUUACAGAAAACAUUGUUUUAGCAUAUCACACCUGACAACCUGUCUCUAUUCUGUUUUAUUUUGUGUUUUAAAGGUCUCUCUGACCAGUUGUAUUUUUUUACUAUCAGUUCCUAAGCUUCGGUCUUUGAAAAACUUUUCAAUUCCCAAAGAAAAUUGUAUCUUUAGCUACAUAUAUGAACAAGUAAUAGGUCAAAAUUAUUUUCAACAUCAAUGAUGAGUUUUUGUAUACCAUCUUCAAAAUUGAUUCAACAUAUCAAUGAAAUUAUCACAGAAAAUAUAUAUUGAUUGUGAAAUAUGUUUAUAAACCAUAGAAAGCAUGUUUCAACUCCCAUUUUCAAAUCUGUGCAAUAUUUUGAUAUAGAAAAUCAUGCUUUGAUAUUUUACUGACAAAGAAUUUUAAUCAGGUAUUAAGUGUAAAAUGAUUUCUGAGGAUUUCAUAUAAUAUAUAUGUUUUUCUCCAGUUCAAUAUGCUAUUGAAGCAUCUUAAUCCAAUACUUCCUUCCCUGACUAGAAAGUACAAUUUUUCUCAUUCAAACUGUGAUAUUGAAGGAAGCUGAUUUUGAAUGUUAAGAUAGCAUUAUAUGACAACCUCAAAAUACUCGUAUUAAAGAAAAAUAAGUAUGUGGUCAUUAAAGUGAAAUCACAAUCAAAAUGGAUUCUGACAAUGUUAAGCUACAUGUAUAAUGUUGACACUGUGUAAAUGAUCUAUUGAGGGCUUACCUUGAGAGAGUAAAUGCCCAUUGUUACAAGAGUUGAUAAUGAUUAUCUGAUCUGGAGGGUAUUAAAAGGCCUGAAGGCCCGGCUGAUGUCAAUCCGGACCAGGGAGUUCAAAAAGUUCAAUAAAAAGAAUUGAAACAUU
Ostrea edulis (European flat oyster) is the source of this 5074-nucleotide messenger RNA. Its product is annotated as GRB10-interacting GYF protein 2-like. The transcript is spliced from 29 exons. The record is from RefSeq and is a predicted model, not a curated record. Gene Ontology annotation, molecular function: protein binding. Lineage: Eukaryota; Metazoa; Mollusca; Bivalvia; Ostreida; Ostreidae. Bases 88 to 3729 code for a protein of 1213 amino acids.